GCGGCCCGCGGCCCCCAAGGCACUCUGGCCCGCUCUGCGGCGGCCGCGGCCUGGGCGGACGGUUCGCCGCGCGCAGGCGCGGACCCUGGACCUCGCUGCAGCCCCCAGCGCCUCGGGGAGGUACACCGACGGGGGCCGCCCGCCCGCGCGUCAGUGCGCUCCCGCUCGGCCGUCCUCCCGGGUCCUCCCAGCGCUCGCCGCGCGGGGAUGGCGGAGCUGCGGCCUAGCGGCGCCCCCGGCCCCACCGCGCCCCCGGCCCCUGGCCCGACUGCCCCGCCGGCCUUCGCCUCGCUCUUCCCCCCAGGACUGCACGCCAUCUACGGAGAGUGCCGCCGCCUUUACCCCGACCAGCCGAACCCGCUCCAGGUCACAGCUAUCGUCAAGUACUGGUUGGGUGGCCCAGACCCCUUGGAUUAUGUUAGCAUGUACAGGAACGUGGGGAGCCCUUCUGCCAACAUCCCCGAACACUGGCACUACAUCAGCUUCGGCCUCAGCGACCUCUAUGGUGACAGCAGAGUCCAUGAAUUUACAGGAACAGAUGGGCCUAGUGGUUUUGGCUUUGAGUUGACAUUUCGUCUGAAGAGAGAAACAGGGGAGUCUGCUCCCCCAACAUGGCCAGCAGAGCUAAUGCAGGGCUUGGCCAGAUACGUGUUCCAAUCGGGUCCAAUCAUGACUGUCCCCGACCCCACCCCAAGAAGUGAAGGUGCCGGGGAAGUGGAGCAGAUGCCAGAAUUCUGGCUUUGGACUUGCAGGCCAAAGAACACCUUCUGCAGUGGGGAUCACGUGUCUUGGCACAGCCCUUUGGAUAACAGUGAGUCAAGAAUUCAGCACAUGCUGCUGACAGAGGACCCGCAGAUGCAACCUGUGCAGACACCCUUUGGGGUCGUUACCUUCCUCCAGAUCGUUGGUGUCUGCACUGAGGAACUCCAUGCAGCCCAGCAGUGGAAUGGGCAGGGUAUCCUGGAGCUGCUGCGGAUGGUGCCCAUCGCUGGCGGCCCCUGGCUGAUAACUGACAUGCGGAGGGGAGAGACCAUAUUUGAGAUCGAUCCACACCUGCAACAGGAGAGAGUUGAUAAAGGCAUCGAGACGGACGGUUCCAAUCUAAGUGGUGUCAGUGCCAAGUGUGCCUGGGAUGACCUGAGCCGGCCCCCUGAGGAUGACGAAGACAGCCGGAGCAUCUGCAUAGGCACACAGCCCCGGCGGCUCUCUGGCAAAGACACGGAGCAGAUCCGGGAGACCCUGAGGAGAGGACUUGAGAUCAACAGCAAACCCGUCCUUCCACCAAUCAACCCUCAGCGACAGAAUGGCCUCACCCAUGACCGGGCCCCGAGCCGCAAAGACAGCCUGGAAAGCGACAGCUCCACAGCCAUUAUCCCCCAUGAGCUGAUCCGCACACGGCAACUUGAGAGUGUACAUCUGAAAUUCAACCAAGAGUCAGGAGCCCUCAUUCCUCUCUGCCUAAGGGGCAGGCUCCUGCAUGGACGGCACUUUACAUAUAAAAGUAUCACAGGUGACAUGGCCAUCACAUUCGUCUCCACGGGAGUGGAAGGUGCCUUUGCCACUGAGGAGCACCCUUACGCAGCUCAUGGACCCUGGUUACAAAUUCUAUUGACGGAAGAGUUUGUAGAGAAAAUGUUGGAGGACUUAGAAGAUUUGACUUCUCCAGAGGAAGGACUUACCUCAUCCUGGAAAGUCCCUUCGCCUCCCCUGGCCUCCUCCUCAGCAGCACCCCAGUGGGAUCAGCCUUCCUGGCCUUGGUGCCCGAUAGUUCAAACUCCCCAAAGAGUACAGCUGGCCUGAAAAGAAGCUGAAAGUCUCCAUCCUGCCUGAUGUGGUGUUCGAUAGCCCACUGCACUAGCCUGGGCUGGGCCCUGCAGGGGCCAGAGGAGAGCCCAGCUGCUCCCAGUGACUCCGGUGUAACAACGGUGUGAGGGAGAGUCCCACCAGUAAAAGGACAAGUGUGAGGAUGACCGAGCACCUGCAGCCCGGCAGGAUGCUAGGCCUGGGCAGCUGAUCUCCACCUCGCCUGCAGUGCCAAGCCCACACGACCAGGCCCUGAUCCCACUGGGCACUGAGUGGGCAAAUGCAAACCUUCCUUUCCUGCUGCCGCCUCAAGUUCUGGUUUGAGAAGUGACUCUGGACCUUUAAUGUGCUCCUCGGUCUCAGGCCUCCUCUCACCUACCCCCUGCCGAGCACCCAGCAGGAAGGAGGUGGAGUGGCCCUCGGGGUUCACUGCCCAGCUCAAUCUGGGAGCCUUUGGUAGUCAAGCUCCUCCUGCCACCGAACAAUUCCUCUGAUUGUGUUUGGUUUUCUUCCUCUAUUUUAUUUUGUAGAAACCGAUGGUAUUUUAUUGCUCUUCAGAGAUGUCCAGAAGCUGUGUAUAUAAUGUUUUUUAAACAGAACUUUAUUGCCAGAUGAACUUUUGCAUUCUCUCAGACAAGGGCUUGGGGCUAACUCCCUCUGAGCCGCCACCAGAGAAGGUAUGGUGUACACCUGCCUGCCCAGGGCCCAGAGCAGCCAGCUUCAGAGAGGCUUUUCUUCCCAGGUGGGUCUGGUGGAGCCAGGUGGAGCCUGUGGCAGGGGAGAGCUGAGAUUCCCCCAUGAAGCCUUGAGUCCAGUUAAGCUGGGCCAAGAAGGGGUGCUGCUGCUUCCCAGUGGACUGGACCCCACAAAGUUAAAGGACCGUCAGGGUCUCAGAGACUUGGUAGCCUCAGCCUCGUCUCCCAGGCUUGCCUGGGAGAGGGUGAGGCCCAGCACCUCACAGAUCAUCCCCACCUGCCACUCAGGGCCUGGGUCUCCAGCUCUUUGACCACUCCUGUCCCAUUUCCUCAUCCCCUGGGCCUCCCAGCCUCCAGGCUGCAGGACUCUGGCUUAUUAAAAAUGGAAAAAGUAACCCUCUCAACGGCUUUCACUUUGAUUUUGCAAACACUGCAUUCUACCACUCUUCUAUCCUCCCUGCAUCCAGUCAUUUCUCAUCUUUCCUUCCCCAUUCCUGUCCUGCCUCUGGGCCUCUCUGGGUCCUUAAUCCCUUGCCCCAAUACUGAAGUUCUCAUGGCCUUCCUCCCAGAAGCCAACCUAUUUCUGGCCUGUGGUUUUGGGGUCCCUCUUGGAUGAUCUCCCACUUCUGUCCUGAAAUCAACAAGCCCCGUUCAUGCCCUUUUACCCCCAACUCUAGGGACUGCUAUUUCAAGAUCACUCUUCAGGCCUGUCCAAAGCAAAGCCAUUUUGUCCGUCAGGGAUCACACAGGACUAUGCUCUGCCCCGUCCACACCACCAUACACACCAGGAGGCCACAGGAGGCCCACGGGUACAGGACCCC
Messenger RNA from Myotis myotis, 3319 nucleotides. RefSeq names its product SUFU negative regulator of hedgehog signaling (gene SUFU). The transcript is spliced from 14 exons. Gene Ontology annotation, molecular function: transcription factor binding. The record is from RefSeq and is a predicted model, not a curated record. Lineage: Eukaryota; Metazoa; Chordata; Mammalia; Chiroptera; Vespertilionidae. Gene Ontology annotation, cellular component: cytoplasm; nucleus. Bases 208 to 1800 code for a protein of 530 amino acids.